AUGCAUGCUUGUGUAGCGUGUAGCAAGUCGAAGCGCAGAUGCAGUAAGCAGCUGCCUGCUUGUCGCCGAUGUCACGGAAAGGGGCUCCGCUGCGAAUAUCCUCUGGUCCGCAUUGUAGCAGCCUCUGAUACGUCCGCAUCUAGCGGGAAUCUGCCCACAGACACUCCGUCGUCAGCAGGUAGCCUCUCACAAGAGCAUUCACCUCUGUCAAUACAUGCCCAGAGUCGGGGGACUCCUGAUCCGCCCGUGAACCUUUGGUUCCUUGCCCCAUCGUCUUGGGACAUUCUGCGAGAGCAUAGUACUCUCUCAGUGGUCAUUGCAUAUCCCGACUCCGGUCUGAGAUACUUUAUCGACAGACUGAGAGCAUGGGUGAGCCAAUGGACGCUGGGACAGCAUUCCAACUUUAUCCACUCCCACCUUUAUGGCAGCGACAUGCCAGAGUGUCUGCAGCAUGCUUAUGCCGCCUUCCAGGCUUACCAAUACUCGACCAGCUCUAAUAAACAUAUUGCUCUCCAAAUCGUAAGAAGCUACACAAAGCUGGUUAUCCAGGACCAAACCUUGUGCGAAGGCUUCAACGGCGGGGCAUAUGACAUCCGGAGCCAUCUGAGCCGAACACAAGCUCUCUUGAUCUUUCAGCUUAUCCGACUCUUUGACGGCGAUAUCAGAUCCCGGGCCGAGGCUGAGUCGACCACGGCAACUCUGAUCCAGUGGGCGAACAGUCUCAUGGAGAAGGCCAAGGCCGAUUUGGAAUCUGGGACUCGGCGGAGAAUGGACCAACUGCAUCCAUUCCCCACCACGAGUGAUCUUCAUUGCGACGGCACAACCGCCUCUCUGUGGCGGGCGUGGAUCUUCUCCGAGUCGAUCCGCCGGACUUGGAUCAUUGCAGGACUGAUGGAGGCGGCCUUUUCAAUUCUGAAACAGGGACAUUCCCCUUGCCCGGGGAGCAUAUGUUUCACGGGAACCAAGGGCCUGUGGGAUGCAGCGUCACCACAGGCAUGGAUGGCGCGGGUGCAGGAUGCUAAGCAGAUGAGGUUUCGGCUUAGUUGUGCCGACGUUGUGAACCUAUUAGACGACAGUAAACCAUCGGAUGUCGACGAGUUUAGUCGUGCAUUGCUUGUUUAUGGGCAAGGGCUGGAGAAAUGCCCGGAAUGGUGUUCAACGGAUUAG
This is a messenger RNA of Clonostachys solani, 1167 nucleotides long. Lineage: Eukaryota; Fungi; Ascomycota; Sordariomycetes; Hypocreales; Bionectriaceae. The record is from the annotation of a GenBank genome assembly.